This is a messenger RNA of Aureobasidium musti, 871 nucleotides long. NCBI's taxonomy places the organism in Eukaryota, Fungi, Ascomycota, Dothideomycetes, Dothideales, Saccotheciaceae. The record is from the annotation of a GenBank genome assembly.
AACCAUGCCUAUCCAGAAGAUCCACGCCCGCCAGGUCUACGACUCGCGCGGUAACCCAACAGUAGAGGUUGACCUCGUCACUGAGAGCGGUCUUCACCGUGCCAUUGUCCCCUCCGGUGCUUCUACCGGCUCCCACGAGGCCUGCGAGCUCCGUGACGGCGACAAGACCAAGUGGGGUGGCAAGGGUGUCCUCAAGGCCGUCGCCAACGUCAACGAUGUCAUUGCUCCUGCCCUCAUCAAGGAGAACCUCGACGUCAAGGACCAGAGCGCCGUCGACAACUUCAUGAACAAGCUUGAUGGCACCACCAACAAGACCAAGCUCGGUGCCAACGCCAUCCUCGGUGUCUCCAUGGCCGUCGCUAAGGCUGCCGCUGCCGAGAAGCGUGUCCCUCUCUACGCCCACAUCUCUGACCUUGCCGGCACCAAGAAGCCCUACGUCCUCCCCGUUCCCUUCAUGAACGUCCUCAACGGUGGCUCCCACGCCGGUGGCCGUCUUGCCUUCCAGGAGUUCAUGAUCGUUCCUUCGGACGCCCCUACCUUCACCGAGGCCAUGCGCUGGGGUGCUGAGGUCUACCAGAAGCUGAAGACCCUCGCCAAGAAGAAGUACGGCCAGUCUGCUGGCAACGUUGGUGACGAGGGUGGUGUUGCCCCUGAUAUCCAGACCGCCGAGGAGGCUCUCCAGCUUAUCACCGAGGCCAUUGAGCAGGCCGGCUACUCUGGCAAGAUGAACAUCGCCAUGGACGUUGCCUCAUCCGAGUUCUACAAGACUGACGCCAAGAAGUACGACCUUGACUUCAAGAACCCCGAGUCCGACCCCGAGAAGUGGGUUACCUACGAGCAGCUUGCCGACCAGUACAAGGAGCUCGCCUCC